AUGGAUAAUACGUAUAAGGUCAACCGCUUUAACAUGCCGCUUCUACAGAUCAUUGGCACAACAGGGCUACACAAGAGCUUCAGUUUGCGUGAGGCUGGUCGGCAGGCUGAUAUUCCGGACCCGGGCGUUGUGAUUACCGACUUUGAUACCGCCCUGAAGAACGCCCUUGACUCUAUCUUCCCAUCAACGCAACAACAAGUGUGCGUUUGGCAUAUGAUGAAGAACGUGAUCCUUCACAUCAAGAAGAAGUGGGAAGGAUCCCUCGAUGGCACCGAGAUUGGCGGAGAUAGGCCAGAACAGGAGACUCGCCUCGCUGCAGCAGCCGCUCUCGACGACCCUAUACAGGCAGAUAAUGCCAUUGACGAGGACCGACCUAUCGACCGUGCCACUGAUUACCAGAUUCAACAUGCCUCACAACUGGCAGAUCAGCGGACUUUUGAGCACACAGCUGACGUGGGAUCUACUCUGUAUAGAGUUUUCGGAUCAGCCAGCUCUCGUUAA
This is a messenger RNA of Hirsutella rhossiliensis, 501 nucleotides long. Its product is annotated as MULE transposase domain-containing protein. The transcript is spliced from 5 exons. The record is from RefSeq and is a predicted model, not a curated record. Bases 1 to 501 code for a protein of 166 amino acids. Lineage: Eukaryota; Fungi; Ascomycota; Sordariomycetes; Hypocreales; Ophiocordycipitaceae.